AUAUAUAUAUAAUAAACCCUUAGAUCCGUUCUAUAUAUAUUUAUAUAUACACAAAACAUAUAUAUAUUUAAAUAGAUUCGCAUGGCUGACCCUUAUUCACAAUCACUACACCACCCUGCACUCCCCAGCCGAGGCGGCACCUCCGCCGGGAAACACCCAAUGUAUCGCGGGAUACGGAGUCGGGGCGGGAAGUGGGUGUCGGAGAUCCGCGAGCCGAGAAAGACGACCCGAAUAUGGCUGGGGACUUACCCCACGCCGGAGAUGGCUGCGGCGGCUUACGACGUGGCUGCGCUCGCACUAAGGGGAAGCGAAGCCGUACUGAACUUCCCCGCCCACGCGCCUCGCUAUCCCGUACCCGCCACGUCCUCGCCCGCGGAUAUUAGAAACGCUGCCACCGCCGGAGCCGCCAUAUUUCAGCCCGGCACCGCCGCCUCCCAGCCCCCUGCCGCCGCACCCGGCGGCGAAUAUAUCGAUGAAGAGGCGAUAUUCGAUAUGCCUAAUUUGCUGGUGGACAUGGCCGGAGGAAUGAUGGUGAGUCCGCCGAGAAUGAAUCCCCAAUCGUCCGAUGAUUCUCCCGGCUGGAAUUCCGACGCUGAAACUUGUCUAUGGAGCUUUUAAACUAACUAAAACCUAUUCCAUGCAAUAUUCCAUUAUUAAGAAAAUAAUAAUACAACAACGAACGUACGUUCCCGUUUGCCAGCAUGGAAUUGCAUGCAUGUAUUUGAUUUAGUUAAUGAAGAUUGAAUCAAACUAUGUAUGACUUCA
Molecule: messenger RNA, 765 nt
Organism: Ipomoea triloba (trilobed morning glory)
Lineage: Eukaryota; Viridiplantae; Streptophyta; Magnoliopsida; Solanales; Convolvulaceae
Product: ethylene-responsive transcription factor ERF026-like
Exons: 1
Coding region: 82-618 (178 amino acids)
Biological process (GO): regulation of DNA-templated transcription
Molecular function (GO): DNA-binding transcription factor activity; DNA binding
Source: RefSeq, a predicted model, not a curated record